UUGCAGUGUCGGUGUGCGACUUGUGCAACAUGCGGAGGGCAGACUUGAAAGGUCCCUGCGGACACAAGUACCACGCACGUUGCAUCUACGCGAUGCCGAUCACCCGGUGCCCGGUGUGUGACCAAGCGUUCCCGAACACUAACGAUGGGGGGCUGCUCAUCCUCCCGGUGGAGCCCUUCUCAAACGCCGGCGGCGCUACGGGGGAAAGCGAAGACGACUCGCGCACGGGCGCGCGUGACGGCGCCGAGACGCAAACAAGGACGGGGCGAUGGCACUCGUUUGAGACCAUGUACGCCCAGCGGAUAGUGGCGGAUUUCGAUGCGGGCACGUUGCCGCUUUGCGAGGGGACCAAGCUGGGGAACUUGCUAUGCAGCAUCCUCAACUGCUCGCCAUCGCGUUUGUCCAAGAAGCUCAAGAUCGGUAAGAAGUGCUUCCAGCAACGUCAGGGUCGUCCAAUGACCCCGGAGCACAUUGCAAGGCACCGGGAGGCGCAGAAACGGCUGAGUGAUCUCGAGGAGAUGUUCUUGAUGGCGGAGAGCAGGGCCAACCGCGGCAUGGCAAACGCCGAGACCCUGAGCGAGUGCAUUCAGAAGGAGUGGAGGGAACGGCUGGUUGAACACGCGCUGGCCGUCAACCAGCGUCUCAAGAACGCGUGGGACUGGAACUCCAGUCGAAAGCGAGCGGAGCGUAAGCGGGCGGAGCUAUCGACGAACGCUCUGAACAAGCUUCUAUCAACCAUAAGUCCGAACCAGUCCUCGGACUCUACUGUCAACCACCUGGCGCCCCUCUUCUUCACGAACCACAACGCGAACGGCGGGGGUGCCGCGGGGAGCGGGGCGGGAGCGGCGGGAGCGGCGGCGGGGGCUGGGGCGGCCGCCGGGGGGGG
This is a messenger RNA of Ectocarpus sp. CCAP 1310/34, 886 nucleotides long. NCBI's taxonomy places the organism in Eukaryota, Phaeophyceae, Ectocarpales, Ectocarpaceae. The record is from the annotation of a GenBank genome assembly.